Messenger RNA from Chrysoperla carnea, 3069 nucleotides. RefSeq names its product PHD finger protein 7-like. Gene Ontology annotation, cellular component: nucleus. The coding region runs from base 23 to 1102 and encodes 359 amino acids. The transcript has 7 exons. The record is from RefSeq and is a predicted model, not a curated record. Lineage: Eukaryota; Metazoa; Arthropoda; Insecta; Neuroptera; Chrysopidae.
AAAAAAGUAAUUAAUUUAAAAAAUGCAACCAUUAGUUCAAAAAAGAUGCAAAUUUUGCAAAAAAGCAACAAACAAUCCACUCUUAGGUGAAAAAUUUAUUGCUAAUGAUAUCGUUUGUCAUUAUUAUUGUUUGGUGUUAAGUAAUAAUAUCAAUCAAAAUGGAGCUGAUAACGAAGGUAUUCUCGGUUUUUUGCCGGUUGAUAUUCGCAAGGAGUUGAAAGAAAGCCGUAAAACGAGAUGCUCUUAUUGUGGAAAAGAAGGCGCCACCAUACAUUGCCAACAAAAACACUGCAAAACAAAAUUCCAUUUGCCAUGUGGUUUAGCUAAAGGUUCAAGCCAUGAAUUUCAUGGUAAUUUCCCGAGUUAUUGUGGAGAUCAUCAUAGAGUACAACGCCUUCCAAUGACUUUGUUGAAGUCAGCUGACAGAGAAGUAAUGUGCGUGGUUUGUUUGGAUGAUAUUCAUGUGCGCCGUGAACGUCGUUCGAUUGUUUGGGCUACAUGUUGCAAACGACAAACAUUCUUGCAUCGCGUCUGUGCCCAACAAUAUGCAAAUAAUGCUGGCUACGAUGUUAAAUGUCCAAAUUGUUCAAGCCGUAUAGACUUUGUUAACUGUUUACUAAAAAAUGGCGUGUUUUGUCCUCUACGUGAAGCUUCGUGGGAACAGAAUGGUUCCUUUAAUGAUUUAUUUUAUAGCAACAUGUGCUGUAUGCGUGAAUGCCAAGCCGAUUCACGCGAUACCGAUCGUUUAAAUUCGUUAUGGGAAUUGAUAAGUUGUAGUCGUUGUGUCGCCUUUAAUGCUCAUCGAGCCUGCGGCGGUUUUCAACUUCUAACAGAUUCCUUCCUUUGCGAACCAUGCCAAGCAGCAUUACGGGAAGAAUUACCACCUGAACCAACUGAUUCAAAAGCAAAACCAUGCUCUGUCGCUGAAUGUCUUAAUCCGAAUGGGCGAUAUGCAUUUUCAAACCAAGGGGAUUGGAGAACUAUCCAAUGCGGACACUGCCCUAACUUCGUCGCUCAUUUUAGAUGCUGUGAUUCAAAAGAAACAUGGUAUUGCAAUAGCUAUCAGUGGGCCAGUUUCGAAUCAAACCGUUUGAACGCUUGAAUGAAUGAUGAUCCAAAUAAAAAUCCUAGUUUCCUUAAAAUUAUAUAUUAUUUUUUUCCCAAAAUAUUUAAUAAUGAUUUAUGAAUUCCGUACGCCAAAAAUUAUUUCAAAUUUCAAAAUGAUCCAUUAUUUUGGAAUAUAUCAAUGCCAAAAAUUGUACAUAGAUAAAUUUUUCAAAUUUGUGUUUCAUGUUUUGUGUAAUUGUCGUCAAAAAUCGGUUAUAACAACAUUUAAGGGGCCAUUUAGGUAAAAUGAAAUAUACAGGGUCCAUCACGAAGAGGUACAUAAAAGUUUUAGGACCCCUCAGUCGGUCAGUUCUCUUCUGUCUUGCUUAAAUCUUGAAACAAAUGUAGUACUGUUCCUCCGUUUUUUUGGAGGGGAAAAACAUACAAGGAAGCAUUUUGGAAGCACGUGUCCGUGAGAACAUUUGUUCAGGACAUCGAGACGAACAAUAUGUAUAUAAAAAAAAAGCUAGAAAAUUUAACCGAGUAUCAUUUUCCAUCGUUGUUAUAACCAAUUUUGACUGUACUUGUUAAAAUUUUCAAAUUUAUGACUCCUAGUUUUCCUAAUUAGUUGAAUUUUUCUACAUGAAAAUUGUUUUCUAAAAUUUUAAAUCAAUGUUUUUAAAAAUUUAAAGUGUUUUUAUUCAAUGUUAUAAAUGUUAAGAAAAUUUUUGGCCAGGAUGAAAAUGUCCAUUUUCAAUUAUAAUUUUUUUUUGUACUAGUUUUAAGGAUUAUUUUUGUUAUGAGGUUAUGUUUUAGGAAUCGGAAACAUUCCUAUUGUUAUUUUUUAUGGGUUGAAUUCAGAAAUUAUUUCCCACGUGUUAAUUUUCGUACUCUCCAAUCUGGAGCCGGCUCCAUUUAAAUUAAAUUUCGAUUAAAAAUAAGGUUUAAUUCAAGGUCGAAAACAAUUUUUCAAAGGAAAUAUCCAAUCAUUCUCAAUUUUAACCCUUCAGACUGGUCGCCUUUUGUACCACAAAGAGGAAAUCUUAUGCUAUUGCGGAGCGCCAAGAGCGAAAUUUCCUAAAAUUGAAAAAAAUAUUUUACUGUCAUUAAAAACACAGUGUACCUACGUAAAUAGUCGAAAUAUAACGAAGCCAUCCGAAUUGUUUUUUGUUUAACCGACUUGACUGAAGUGAUGAGAAAAGCACUCACCCCUGUAUCUCUCUCUUUCGCAUCAUUCUGAAAGGUUAAUAAGUCUAUAUGUCUAAAAAUUUGUAUCCCUGUUAAUUGUGAUUGCCUAAAAUUACAUUAAAAUGCUUGAUCCCUUGAAUUACCUUGAAAUGCUUGCUUUUUACCUCCUAAAAUUGAUUUUUCCUCACAUUUUCUCUUUGAAUUAAACCUUAGCAAAAUAAAAUAUGUAAUUUCUAAAAAAGUGGGUUCUGAACGCAGCCCCCAUUCCUUAAUGAUUCCUUUUUUUCUGAAUGUUUAUAAUGUCAAAAUAUUUUUGUAUUCGUAUAUUUAAUACAAGAUCCGGACGUUAAGUCAAUACUUAAAGAAGUGUCCUUUUGUUCCAAUAUUAUUAGAUGACUCUAGAAUUGAUUUCGUAACAAUUUUCCAAAGAAAAUGGAAUUAAAUCAGUGAGAAAUCGAAUCAAUUCUUGUAGUAGUUGUAAAUAUAGAAAUUUCUUUGAGAUGUGUCAAUUUAAAUCGAAUUCGUUUGAUUUUUGUGUCAGACCAAAAAAAAAAAUAAAUUUCCGGAAAUUAAAUCUUUUAAAAAAUUUAUCACCAAAUGGCCUUAAUUCUCAUGUUAAAAGUAUUUAACAUCAGGGAAAUUUUUUUAUAUUUUGUUUUUGCAAUUUUUUAAUGCAAUCAGGGGCGAAUUUAGGUCCGAUGCCAACCUAGGCCCUGCCCGAUAAUGGUGCCUUUUUUGCUCUAUGAGAAAGUGAUUGUUGAAAUUCGCCUCUGAAUGCUCUGUUAGACUCAAAUCUUCUUGUUCUUUCUUUUCAAUGAGAUUUUCCAAUUAAAC